Orussus abietinus is the source of this 1109-nucleotide messenger RNA. RefSeq names its product chromatin accessibility complex protein 1 (gene Chrac-16). NCBI's taxonomy places the organism in Eukaryota, Metazoa, Arthropoda, Insecta, Hymenoptera, Orussidae. The record is from RefSeq and is a predicted model, not a curated record. The transcript is spliced from 2 exons. Gene Ontology annotation, cellular component: nucleus; CHRAC. Gene Ontology annotation, molecular function: protein heterodimerization activity. Bases 443 to 1021 code for a protein of 192 amino acids.
GCGCAACUUCAAAACUUUAAAUUUCUUGAUUUACCUCAAAACCUAAUUUUUAACUUAACCAUAUAAUAAAAUAUUAAAGAUUGUCGGUAUUACAAUUCAUUCAUAUUCUCAAGAAACGAAUCAAACGUUAUGAUUGGACAAAUAUUCAUUUACAGGUUAUCUCAUUGGCUAUUUCCAAUCCCACGUGUUUGUCUCUAGAAGUCACUUCCACAGAGAGAAAAAUUAAUCCUAACCUCGGUUCAUAGAUGGCAUUUAAAUCUUCUGGUGCAUCAUGAGUUAAAAAGUGCAUUCAUUUAAAUGCGUACGUAUUUCACAAAAAUAACACAGAUAACACGAUAUUGAAAUCGUUAAUGUAACAUUGCUACGUAAUUAUUGUAAGUUUAUAAAGAAAUUAUACGAAGGUGAAGGAAAUAUAUUAACGUAUUCAAAUCAGUAUUCCAAGAUGGCGAUUUACGCGCGAAGUUUUAGCAGAAGUGAAUUUCAAAUCAUGGCGUCGCAAAGUUCACCUGCCAGGAUGAGAGAACUUCGUUUACCGGUAUCUCGAGUAAAAACAAUCAUGAAAAGUUCUCCAUACGUCGAUACUGUUGGGCAGGAUGGAUUAUUUCUUGUUGCCAAAGCUACGGAGUUGUUCAUCCACCAUUUAGCGGAAGAAGCUUAUCUACAAACAAACAAAGGAAGUUCGUUAGAAUACAAACACUUAGCAGAAAUAGUACAAACAAACGAAACAUUAGAAUUUCUAAAGCAGAUAAUGCCCAGAAAAAUCACCGUAAAGCAAUUCAAGGAAAUGAUGGAAGCUAAGAACGCAGAAGGGAGCAGCAAUUCUUCAGAAAGUUCCGAUUCGGACAGUGACAGCCAGUCGGACAGUGAGUCUUCGAGUAAUAGCGAAGCUCAGAAGAUGGAAAAUAGUAAUUCAUCGGAUGGCGAGGAAGAGAAGGAUGCAAAUGAAAAUAACAAGUGUGAUUUCAGUGACAAGAGUGAUUCCAUUAUGGAAAAUGAAAGCGAUGACGAUGAUAAAAAAUGAAUAUUAUUUAUUCUAAAAGUGGCUAUUAAUUUAUGGUUAAUGGGUGUACUUCUCCAUCUAGGAAUAAUAAAUGUAUGAUAUUAAUUUA